Molecule: messenger RNA, 7151 nt
Organism: Dromaius novaehollandiae (emu)
Lineage: Eukaryota; Metazoa; Chordata; Aves; Casuariiformes; Dromaiidae
Gene: SLC45A3
Product: solute carrier family 45 member 3
Exons: 6
Coding region: 567-2288 (573 amino acids)
Biological process (GO): transmembrane transport
Cellular component (GO): membrane
Molecular function (GO): sucrose:proton symporter activity
Source: RefSeq, a predicted model, not a curated record
CCGGGGCGGAGGGGCUGCCCGGGGAUGCUGGAGCGCCGCCGCCCCUCGGGCGCUCCGCGCGGGACGGAUCCUCCGCGCGGCUCCCUCUCGGGUGCCGCUGAUGCUCCGUGCGGUCCGGGCGAGCGGCGCUAGCUUUGCUGCGGAGAGACAAAAAGACCUGCACGAGCAAGACGCGGCGGAAGCGCGGCUGCAGAUGCAUCUGUUGUGACAAAGUUGAUCUUAAAGACUAUCGAGCCUGAAAAGAGUUCUGGAAGCGUGAGGCGAACGUGGACUUCCAGAAGCCCAGGAGACUUGCAGGGACAGAGUGCAGCAUCUGAACGGAAGGGGAGGCCUGGAACGGGAGCCCUGCCUGCCCACGCCUGGACUCAGCACUGCUAGGGCCACAUCUUACAGUAAGAGGAGGAAGAAAAGACAGUUCAUUCACAGUUGCUAAAAAUGGGAGGCAGCAUCUGUCCAGCAGACCAGGAAGAGAAGCUCCAGACCUUGUUGUCUGCCUGUGGGACAUCCCCGGGAGUGCCGCGGCUGGAGUGACACAGCCCUCUGUCAGUAAGGGGUGUCAGGGCAGCAUGGCGCAGAAAGCAUGGAUCAGCAUGCUCUUCCACAGCCGCAAGGCCCAGCUCCUGCUGGUCAACUCCCUGACGUUUGGCCUGGAGGUCUGUCUGGCUGCAGGAAUAACCUACGUGCCUCCGCUACUGCUGGAAGUGGGUGUGGAGGAGAAGUUCAUGACCAUGGUUCUGGGGAUAGGCCCUGUCCUCGGCCUUGUUUUUGUCCCGAUGAUCGGAUCUGCCAGCGACCACUGGCACAGCAGCUAUGGCCGAAGGCGGCCUUUCAUCUGGAUGCUGUGCCUGGGAGUCCUGCUGAGCCUCUUCGUUAUCCCCCACGCCAGCAGCCUGGCCGGCCUCUUCGCCCUCAACACUCGCCCGCUGGAGAUUACCUUCCUCAUCCUGGGCAUUGGCUUACUGGAUUUCUGUGGCCAGGUCUGCUUCACUCCACUGGAAGCCCUGCUCUCGGACCUCUUCCAGGAGCCAGACAACUGCCGCCAGGCCUUCUCCAUGUACGCCUUCAUGAUCAGCUUGGGGGGCUGCAUUGGCUACCUGCUUCCAGCAAUUGACUGGGAUGGCAGCUUCCUGGCCCCAUACUUGGGUGGACAGGAGACGUGCCUCUUCAGCCUCCUCGCCGUCAUCUUCCUCGGCUGCGUGCUGGCCACUCUCUUUGUGACGGAGGAGGCAGCCACCCAAGCAGAUGUUCUGGCCGGCCCAGCACUGAAGGAUGCUCCCCCUAAGCCCUCGUCCGCUGCCUGCUGCUCUUGCCAGGUGUCCAGGAGCCUCCUGAAGGCCAGGCACGUGGUGCAGGCCCUGAGAAACCUCUGCACGUUGGUGCCGCGGCUGCACAGCCUCUACUGCCGCAUCCCCAAGGUCAUCCGGCGCCUGUUCGUGGCCGAGCUCUGCAGCUGGAUGGCACUCAUGACUUUCAUGCUUUUCUACACGGACUUUGUCGGGGAAGGGCUUUACCACGGCAUCCCCAGAGCCAAGCCAGGCACGGAUGCCAGACGCCACUAUGACGAAGGUGUCCGCAUGGGUAGUUUGGGCCUCUUCCUGCAGUGUGUCACGUCCAUCUUCUUCUCGACAAUCAUGGACUGGAUGGUGAAGCAGUUUGGGACGCGGGCAGUCUACCUGGCCAGCGUGGUGUUCUUCCCCAUGGCUGCCUUCGUCAUGUGCCUUUCCCACAGCGUCAUUGUCGUUACCAUCUCGGCUGCUCUGACGGGCUUCACCUUCUCUGCACUCCAGAUCCUGCCGUAUACACUGGCAUCGCUGUAUCAUCAUGAAAAGCAGGUGUUUUUGCAUAAGUAUAAAAGCAAAGAGGAGGAAGACACAGCUCAGUUGGACAAGAAAUCGGUCUUCCCUAAAGGCCUCCUCUCUAGCCAGAAGCUGCCUUACCAGAACGGACACGCUGGAGGCCUCUUCUCUUCUUCCUCUUCCUCCUCGUCUCCUGCAGCUGCCAGCUCGGCUCUGUGCGUCAGCUCCUCCUGCGAGGUCUCGCUCAUGAUGAUGGUGGGAGAUCCGGACUCUGUGGCUCCUGGCCGAGGGAUCUGCCUGGACCUGGCCAUUUUGGACAGUGCUUUCCUCCUCUCUCAGGUUGUCCCGUCCCUUGUCAUGGGGUCCAUCGUCCAGUUUACGCAGUCAGUGACCGCCUACAUGGUAUCGGCUGCUGGCUUUGGCCUCAUAGCCAUUUACUUUGCAACCAAAGUUGUCUUUGAUAAGAGUGACAUGGCCAAGUACUCAGUGUGAUGUGGAAGGCGCAGGGGCAACACCCGGGUGACUGCAUGGCCAAACAAGACGCAUGUGUAUGUUCACACAGCCACUUGUGGGAAGCCUCGUGUUGCGUGUGCUCUCCCCGUGCUGUUGCUGGGAGCCCUGGGGGUGCUGUUCUUGGGCUGGGGGCAGGAGAGAUGCAGCAGAGCUUAUCUCAGGUGUAAAUAAGAGGCAUUGGGGCAUUGUGCUUUGGGUCGUCAGUGCUUUUCACGUGGUGCCUUUAUCAAAGGAAAGCACUACACAGACAGCACCAAAGGGGAUUGUAGGGAUGAGAGAAAGGAAAUGGACUUUUCCUUUAAAAACGGGUCAUGUUUCUGUGUAAUUCUACCUAAACCGAGCAGGAGAAACAGUGGUAUGGGAAAGGGAAAAAGAGAUCAUUGACUAUCCUGUUUUCUAGUUGUAGUUUGAUCCUCUUCCCCUGCUUGUUCUAGUUUUACUCAACUUCUUGAGUAAUACUUCUUCAGAUAGGACACUGGGAGGAGAUUUGCUUGGAAAAAGGAUGGAUGGCUAAGAUUUAACCAGUGAGCAAAGGGGGGAUGUGUAUGUGUACACACAUUUCAGUCCUUCCCAGUCUUCGUUCUGGCUAGCAGAAACCAAUUUAGGAGAAAAGCUACUAUGUCUUGUUUUAGAAAAAUAAGUAAUGUUUCAUUAGGACCAGUUCCAAGAGGUGACUGAUCUUUUACCUUUGUACCAAGAUUCAUCAGAUGGAAAGGACUUUUUAACUUUUUUCUUUUUUUUUCUUAACCAUUUUAGCUUUCCCUACAUCGUUCUGAUUAACUGUGAUCUUGCCUUCCUCAGAGCUCAGAACUGUAGCCUUCUCUCUUCCAGUGCCUUAUAACAGAUCGAGGCUUCUACACCUGGGUCGUAUGCCUUCUACACCUGGGUCUUAAAAAGAUGCAGCAAUGUCGUGAGGAAGAUCUGUUCUCCGAGGGUUUUCAGUCCUAUAACAGGGACAUCCCUCCUAAAAGGCCGUCCCAAGAACUCUGGACCAAACAUACCAGGCCUGAAGAAGGUGGAGGAAUUGCUUGUCCCCGAUGGCCAGCUGAACUCAGCAGUAGUCAGUGCUCAGUAGCUACCUCUCGUCAGUCGCUGGCUGUGUCCGCGUUCCCUGGAAAAUGUGUCUCCAAAGCAGCCUUCUAGACCAGACUCUUCCUUCCAAACCGAAAGGCCUGAGGCUGUGUUUGCAGGUAGGCUGGAGGGCGCCUUGUAGAGCCCGCUGCACCCCAGUAUCCAGCGUGUUGGCUGAAUUAACAUGUUGUCAGCACACCUGGGCAGCCUGAUGGAGACAGUGUCCUAAACAGGAGGUAGGUAGGAUGAAACGUGCAGCCACUAUGGCAGCUACUUCUAGAACAGUGUAAGCCUAAUUCUUGGUGUUUUGGACAAGAGAAGUACACUCUUGGGGCCAGUUGGGCUUGUGGUUUGCUGAUCCCCAUUACACAUUUACUGUGUUACGCUUUUUUUUAAUUUCCAGACAGGAGUCAAGAUUCUUAUUGGGGCACAGCCUAAACAUAGUCACCUGACGGAGUAAAGCAAAGUGUUUCUCGUUCCCACAGUGGUGGGAGCAGAAUGCUCCUGGAUUGUUUAGAUGGUUUAGCUCACGGACAUGACUCAUCUUGCAGUGGCAGAAAGCUGGCUGCAGCUGCGUGUGCUUCUGGCUGGUCCCGUGCCUGAGGUGAGUGGAGCAGCUGGAGAAAUUCUGCUGGUGGCAGGUUUCUGCCACUUGAAGAUCCCCCAUACACCGAGGGGGAGUCAAGAUCCUGGCGCACAGAAUUCCUUAGAACUUGAAGUGAUCCAAACUCUGCCAACAGUGUGUAGAGGAAGGCAUGAACUGGGCCCUCGGAGGCUGGGUUGUAAGUCUGCAGGAGAAGUUUCCCCAAAAGACAACAGUCCUUAUCUUUGGCUGGUCUAAACAAAGUGUUUGUGACUAAUACUCUCGUAAUUUGCUGUGUAGGUGUGUGGGCAGUGAGAUCCACUGGUGAGGCUCUGCUGAAGGGCAGAAUGUUGCUAUUUUUGCAAGGUCAUGUCAGACUGUUUCUUGGCAUGGAAGCAAGGUUACUCCCCUGCUGUCUGCAGACAGAUCCUGAGAGGGCUUCUCCUAAGUUUUUUAAACUUUUCUUUCCCGUAAAGGGUGACUGUUUUUGUUUUAUUUCCUCUCAAAUUAUAUGCCUACCAGCCUCCCUUUCCCACAGCAAGGUUUGUGUGUUGAAAUGCAGCUGUUUUGGGAAUGGAUGUGGCAGCUGCUUAACCAUCUGUGGAAAUGGUUUUUCUUUUCUUUUGCCUUUCCUACCUUGGUUUGAUCCACUUGAAGCUUUAUGAGGAAGUUUUUAGGCAAAAUGUUAUUGCCAAAGGUGGGGUAUUUCUCGGAUGAAUGCUCCCACUGAUGAGUAUAACCUCUGACCAAGAUUUUCUAACAGGUCCCUAUCUGGGUGUUGAGGUACCUUUUUUUUUUUUUUCUUUUUUCCUCCUUCCUCUGUAUAAAAUGUGGGGAGCCUUCACACAUGGAGGCUGCAAAGGUGCUCAGUGCUUUUGAUAAUUGAGCCAUAUGUUUAAGUGCCUAAAGAGUACUUCCACAGCAAACUCCAGGUGUACGGGUUUGAUGAUAAAGUCCUUGAAUGCUUCGUUAGGAACAUCCAAGUGAUCCUUGGGAAAGCAGAGGGCUGGAGGAUGAGACAGCCUUGUUUUAUGAUGUCCUUUGGUUUGGAACGUGAGAGAACAAGGUGCUGCCUGUAUCUCCUUCAAGAGGGCAAAACUGAGGCGUGCCAGGUUCCCUAGCUGACCUGCCCUCCACGUGCUCCGGUGGCUUUGGUGCAGCUGCAGCCUAGCCGUAGCUGGCGGACAGGAGUAGGCUUGGGCUCAUGGUAUGUGCAAGGAGGCUUUGUGCAUUGGCUGGACUGCAGGACUUGGGAUCACUGGUCUUGGACCUGUCCUUGACUGGUAGAUCAAGCAUACCACCAGCUUCCUCGUCCUCCCGUCCCCUUCGCUGCACUGUGUCUGGGACUCGGCAGCCAGCUCUCGUCACAAGUCUGGCCUCUGCGUCCGCAACGCUGGCCCUGAUGUCGCUGAUCCUAGGAGAGGGCAGGCUGGGUUUGUCCAGUUUUCUCAUAAUCCAGAUAUGCUUCAGGGGAGGUGCUUGCAUUUGCUUCAUUUAUGUUUGGAAAAGACCGUUGAGCGGCUGAACUUCUGACUCCUCCACCAGCUGCUCUUGCUCUUUGCUGCCGCAUCCUAGACAGGCGCCAGUCAUCCCGCUUUGGCCUGACCUGUGGCCUGGCUGAUAACAGAGCUUGUUCUCUUGAGCUCUCUGCUCCAGCUGGAGAGACAUGAUUCGGGCUGAACCAGGGGCUCCUUAUCCAUGGGUCCUCUGGCUGCAGCACUCUCCUUUAGCCCGUUCACAAGUACAAGAGGAGCUGCUUGAUUAUUCACAACAGACCGUUUGAUUUCUGUGGGUCCCCCCUGCCCUGGCACCCUACUCCCCAGCCCUCCAGCUGGAGUGAAACCCAGCAAAUUCGGUAAUUGCUCCUUUCCUCCUUACCCUCCUUUUACAUCAGGAGAAGUCUGCUGGGCCGUCUGCCAGCUGCUGACACAGUGGGCAGAUGGGUACAGGAAGGAGCGUGUGCCAGGAGCCAACCCUGUCUUUACCAGCCCUGUCCCCCGUGGGAGUUGAGGCCCAAACACACUGGGGCUGUUUGCCCUAAGAAAGCGGCUGUUUGCAGCAGGGGAGGAGGAGCGUAGGCAGCUGCCAUCCGGGGUCAGAUCCUGCAGGGGCGAUGGGCAGUGGGCAGGCUGGGGUGCAGCCUCGCUGCCCAGGAGUUCAGCCGGGGAGGAAAGACAAGGCAGCAGUCUCUGAGAGAAGGAUGGGGAGAGACCAGGGCAAGGGAGCUGGAGGAAGAGGUGGUUUUGGGCAAGUCUGAGGCUUUGCGCAGUGGGAGGGGCUGGGAUGUGACACGGGCUGGGACUGGGAGUGGGUUGGAGCUAGCCACUUGUUGCUGUCUUGCCAUUUUGGAGUCAGGCCUGCAGAGCUGGCCUUGUCGCAUCCUCGUGAAAGCACUCGUGACACUUCGUGCUUGCAGCCUCAUCCCAGCUGUUGCGAGAGCCAGCUGCGGAGGCCGAGCUCUGGUCCGGCUGAGCUGGGGCCACCGGCAGCUGCCUUUCCCCAGGCCGUAAGGGAUGUUGCCGUCGCUGUCCUUGCUGCGACCCCGGCCGUUGUCCCGACAUUCCCUGUCCUCCAGCACGAUGCCUUGGGUGCUGUCAUUACCAGCAGCCCUUCUUCCUAGUUCAGGCUGUUGCUGAGGCAUUUUCCAGUGCGUGUUGAGAAGCUCCCUUGUCGGUACGGUUGUCCUUCCUGGCUAACCCCGCGUGCUUCUGUUAAGAGCAGCUUCUCCAUGGCUGGAUCACGUACAGACCAGCAAGGGACGCAGGCAUGUUCUGGUAAAGGUAAGCGCAUCUGUUGGAUGCUGCUGCCGCUUCACAGGGGUUGGUACGAGCUCUUCGGAGGAUGUUACCCUGAGCUUUUGUUUCCAGCUAGUAGCUGCGCUGCUGCUUGCUCCUCCCGGUGAACCGUGCUAUGCCUCUCCCUCCCUUGCUGCAAGAUGGGGAUUUGGAGGGCGGUGAGGAGCAGAGGGAAGGCGGCAGCGUGUGUUUUCUAAUGUGAGACUUGUUGUGAACCUCUAGGUUAGGGAAGGAUGUUUUGAUGCUGUUUUUUUUUUUUUCUCCUGAGAUCAUAUACUGUCUUGAAGAUGCUCAUGUUUUAUUUAUUCAGUAGAGUCAAUAUUUUGUAUACCGUGUAAGAGGAGAGCUAUUACAAAUUUCUAUGAAGGGAAAUAAAAAGGCAUUGAAGCUGGG